GAAGUGAAUAGGAGCGUCGGAACCGGAAUCGUAAUCAGCACCACCUUCCAUCACUCAAGUCGACCUCACGAAUUUUUACUCGCCUCACGAAUCAAUCCGAGGCAUUGACAGUAUUGAAACCUCGAUAGACGACAGAACACAUGAACCCUUCGUUGCACCGUCCCGGUCACGUCUCAAUGUCCCGUAGAGUCCGAGUCGCCCCUUGUGCAUAUAUUAUCUCACUCAUCCUCAUCGUAUUGAUGCUCAGUUACUCACUACCACGCCUUUCAUCGAGGUCCCGGACAUGGGUAGUGCUGUAUGUGGUGAUCACACAAGCCGCAUUGGGGUGGCGCAUAUUCUGGAGCAGCAGAAAAGAGAUUGGGCUCUCCAGGGUGAAGAGGAAUCCUAUCAUCGCCAACGUCCAAGGACGACGAGAUGCCUACUCUUCCUCCAAUCCAGUGGAUACGUGAAGUGUAUGAAACUGUAUUUUUAUGAAUUGGC
Messenger RNA from Guyanagaster necrorhizus, 480 nucleotides. RefSeq lists its product as uncharacterized. The transcript has a single exon. The record is from RefSeq and is a predicted model, not a curated record. Lineage: Eukaryota; Fungi; Basidiomycota; Agaricomycetes; Agaricales; Physalacriaceae. Bases 141 to 449 code for a protein of 102 amino acids.